UAUUUAUGCAUGCAGGUUACGAUAUAAUUUAGAGUGUGAGAAUUUAAGAUAUUCCGAGGAAUUGGCAUUGUUCAUGAAGAAUCGUAUUGAGGAAGCAGCCAGAAAGAGAGAGCAAUGGUUUGGUAUCCAGAGAAUACAGCGGGAGCAUGACAAAGAUAAAUUUCUUCAACUUAAGGCUUUGCAGAGAGAAAUGGAAAACUGUGAAGCAACGAGGCAUUGGCAAAGCAAAGUGAUGCUAUUGGAUACCAAACAAGCCCAACUGCAUCAAAUCAAGGAAAAAGAAGCAAUACGACAAAGAGAAAAGCAGAUCGAAUUGAUAUGGAGAGACGUCACUCUCCGAUAUAACGAAGAAAAAGCUAAGCAAGAUGUUGUGGAAGCGAAAUUGCUCAAAACCAUUGCAAGAAUCAAUCAGAACAUUAACAUACAACAUGAGGAAUGUCAGAGCAAGAACAACAAAGUUGCAGAACAAACAACACAUGAACAGUUCGUUAAGGAAGAAAUGGUUUACACACUAAUGAACGAAUCAUAUCUUGCACGAAUGAAGAUUGCGGAGAAAAAUAAGAAGUUGUUUCAGCAAAAAGAGCAAACGGAACAAAUUACAGAAAAUCAGAUAAAACGUUGGAAAAAUAGAAAACUCUUGUUCGAUGAUGAAGUGAAAAUUAUGGAAAAUUGUAUUAAUGAAAUAUUGAAUAAUCAACAAGAAGUGGAGAAAAGAAAGAUUCAGGAUUCAGUGUGGCAAGAAUACUACAUUAAUCACGUCAAGGAAGAGAAAGAAAGAAAACGAGAGGAAUCCAAAGAGUUUGAGUUGAUGUUUUCUGGCACCGGUUGUGUGUUGGAACAGCAAAACAAGAAGCCAUAUAAUAAGUCUGCACGAUAAUGGUAAUUUCGUUUCGUUAUUUCGACAAAAAACUGAACAUAUGGAAUGAAGCAGCGAGUACAUAAUCAGAUAAGUUCAAGAACGCCCACUGGGCCCAAUUUUUGUAACAUUCCUUUUAGACCACAGGGGUCUCAUAAAGCAAAUUAUUAAGUUAAAAAUUAAAGUAUUUUACUAGGUAACACCAACAAAUCAUAACAAGUAAGAAAGUAGUAAGUGUGUAACCAAACAUUUUAUACUUUCGCAAUUUGUAAAGAUCAAAAUCGGAGAAAAUCUUUUAUUUUGGUUAUUAAUUUCUACAACCUGUCAAGAAUAUUAUUCUAACUUUUCAAGUCAAUCCGAACAACAGUUUCGGAGAUACAGCCUUUGGAAGGUGUGCGCUCCAAGUCAGGUAUAGAAAGGUCAGAGCGCCUCAGGUAUAGGGAGCAGCUGCUCGUCUAUUGUUUGUCUCUUGUAUAUUACUUUCACUUCCUAAGAACAACUAGUUUAAAAUAUUUUAGUUGGUGAUUACUCCUUGAAGAACUAGCUUUAAUUGAGGUUGUCCCAAAUUUCUAUCAUAAAAUUUAUAAAAAACGUGGUAUUAUUAGUGGUUAUCUAGUGUAAGUUGUGAAAUUGAUAAACAAUGCAUCAAAUUUCAAGGAAACAGUUAGCCGUCGGAGCUCGUAGAAAAGAUAGACCGAGAAAAAGGAAACAGUCCUUGCUGCAUGUUGCAUGUUGCAUGUAUACAGAUAGGUCCGAAUGGGGUGGUAUAUAAGAUAGAGUUAAAUAAAUAAAGCAACUAUUAACGUACUUGUAGACUCUAAUACAUUUAAACUCAAAUGAGUCGGCCCCUGAAAC
Messenger RNA from Bactrocera oleae (olive fruit fly), 1711 nucleotides. The record is from RefSeq and is a predicted model, not a curated record. NCBI's taxonomy places the organism in Eukaryota, Metazoa, Arthropoda, Insecta, Diptera, Tephritidae.